Messenger RNA from Diospyros lotus (date-plum), 2292 nucleotides. RefSeq lists its product as uncharacterized. The record is from RefSeq and is a predicted model, not a curated record. NCBI's taxonomy places the organism in Eukaryota, Viridiplantae, Streptophyta, Magnoliopsida, Ericales, Ebenaceae. Bases 223 to 1833 code for a protein of 536 amino acids. The transcript has 4 exons.
ACAGAGAGACUGACAGAGAGAUUUAAAUAUAAAUAAAUCGAAAUUCCUUGUAAGGGGUCUUUAUUCUUUAAUGGCGUCUCUCUCUCUCUCUCUCUCUCUCUCUCUCUCUCUCCGCGCUCUGCAUAAUAUGUCCUCCUCUUUCUAGGAUGAUGUAGCUACUUUGCUUCAAAGAGAGGAGAAAGGAAGAGAUUAAAGGGUGGGUAGCUCUGGAAAGCCAAGGCCAUGGAAAAGAAGAGGAAGGAUUGCAAGCUUGUUUUUGCUGCAUCCGAAGAAGCGAAUGGGCCCAAUGAAAUCUUGAGAAAGGAAGAUCUGAAUCAAUCUAGUGUUGUACAUGCUGCCGGGAAAAAUGUGAUCACCGCUAGCUCUUCACAGGACAAUGCACCGUCCUUGAACAAUCAACCCCAACCGGUUGUUCAAUGGCAACAUACAGCCCAAUGUGUAAUGGACCACCAAUUCAAUUUGAUCCCAAACCCUUGUUUGCCUACCCAAUCACCCUCACCUACAUUCAUAAGCCAAUGGCAGCCACCACAUCCACAUUAUCAGCAACAGAAUCCCUCAACCCAUCAGGUCCAACACAGCCAGUUUUCCCCACAUUUAGCACAACCUGUGGUGCCUUUCUUGCUGGCUCAGCGGCCUGGGUAUCAUUCAGUUGCACCUGUUGGAACAACGGAGAUUAGUUGGCAAGGUCCUACAACAGCUGGAGGAGGAAUUUCAUCCGGCAACCAGCCCCAGAUUCCAAGCUUUUGUUACCAUGUUAAUUAUCCGUAUCCAGGCUUUCCAGGUCCUUGGGAUCCAACAUCUUGGUGGGCUCAUGCUCAACUGCCCGCUUGCACCUAUGCUAUUCCAGGAGGAUGUGGCUAUAUCUCUUCAUUACCAUCAUUGAUGCCUGGUUGCUCAGCUCCCUCAAGUCAGCUCUCACAGAGGGGAAUCAUUCAGCCACCAGAAAAGCUUUCACAGAAGCACCAGCGGCUGUGGGAAGCUCAAUCAGCAGAGAAUAUUCAGUUAUGGGCUGUGGUUGGUCGGUUGCAAUCAGAAUUGGCAGAUUACAAGAGCCGCUUAAUGAAGCUUGAAUCAGAGGUCUUCUUAUCUGUUAAACCAACAGUUGCAGAGUCCAAGGCUCUUGGCACUGGUACUCACUUAGCUGGACGAUCAUCAAAGAGGGGUAGACCAAAGAAACCAAUUGCUUCUGCUGAUGCUGUUUGUUCCCCGGAUGACUCUCGUCCUCGAGCUCGUGGUCGAAAGCCUGCGGUGCGCAAUGUUGCAUUGGAGAUAAAAGAAAUAAAUUUGAGGAAGGAGAGCAUAAUAAAACACAAAGAGAAUCAGUGUCACUCUUCCAUCCAGCACCAAAAUGACAUAAACAUUGAAAACAACUUGACAAACUGUUGCUGCGGGAUGGAGAUUUCUGGAACAAUCCCCACAUUUGACAGUCGAAUUCACCAGCAUGUUCCCGGGCUCAACCCUUGUUCGUCCUCCAUUUUCAAUAACAAGAUUGGAGACCCCGGGCCUGAAUUUUCAAUUUUGCCUCACCGUGUUAAAGGGGUUGAAAGAAAAGGUGCUCUUCUCGAUGUCCCAGGGACCAUGGGUAGUGAAAGUUUCGUAUGGACCUCAAAUAUCUCCUCUGAAAACUGUAGAAGAGAUCCGGUAAACGUUGGCACUCGUGAUUGUUACAAUGAGGUUAAUGUCGUGGGAGAAGGAAGGAAUUUCAUGGUAGGAUGGAAUUUUAGGAAUGAAGAAGGUGCUUCUGCAGCUACUCAAAAUGCUGCAGCAGAAUCUCCCAAAGAUGAAGAAGAGAUGGAGGAUGAUGGCAGCUCAGCGGCUGAAGAUGCUGCUUGACGGAUUGGAUUCUCCUACUGGUUUUAGGCUUAGAGUCUGUUUUCAGUUUGGUUGAAAAGCUGGUGUGAAAUUUCAGUUUUUCUUGGCGCAUCAGCCGGGUGUUGCUUUCCUCAUUUUUGGAUGAUCACAUUGAAUGCCUAGCUAGGAGCUAGCUCAGUUGGGCUCUUGCUGUAAAAGGGGGAAGAAACCAACCCAAAUUUUGCAAGGCUGCAGGGUGCAUAAAGAGAUAUUUAUAUCAAAAUUUCUAAGGCAGCAGGGUGUAUAAAGAGAUAUUUAGAUCAAAAUUUCUAAGGUAAUGCAAGAAUCGCCUUUGUUCAUCUUUGCUUUCAUUUACUGUCGAGGAAAAUUGUCGACAAUUUGUCAUGUUUGCGUUUGCAACCACUUCAUCCAAUCCAAAGCCUCAAAACUCUGCUAAAAGGCAAUGUUGAGGCAAGAUUUUGACCAAACAUAGAUGACAUA